Messenger RNA from Jatropha curcas, 949 nucleotides. RefSeq lists its product as uncharacterized. Lineage: Eukaryota; Viridiplantae; Streptophyta; Magnoliopsida; Malpighiales; Euphorbiaceae. The record is from RefSeq and is a predicted model, not a curated record.
GUAGGCAAAGUAGAUGAAGAAAAAUAAAAGAUUAAAAAGAGCCUAAAACUGAAACUACACAACCAAAAAUGCCUUUCCUCUUUUCUUCUAAAACUUUGGAUUGCCCAUCAGCAGCUCCUAAUGUCCAUGCCCAAAAUGUUCUAAAGGAAUGUGACACUAUAAUUCCAGCAACCAAACGUGAUUCUUCUCGUCAGAGUCCUUCAAUUUCCUCAUCAUCCUCCAUUUCAUCAUGUUCGUCUUUAAAUUUCCCCGAUGACUUGCCUUCUAGUCCGGCCACCCCACUUCGAUUUUCCGGAAUCCCAUUUUCUUGGGAACAUUUACCAGGAAUUCCUAAAAAUUUAAGUCAUAAGAAAAUGGACUCCACAUUAGUCAAAGUCCUUCCAUUGCCUCCUCCUCAUGCCUUACCUCAAGCCUCAAAAAGAUUUAAUUUAGAGGAAACUGGUAUUCGAAAAAAGAUUUCCAAUGAGAAUUUCAGAAAGGAUCCAUUUUUCGCAGCAUUAGUAGAAUGUUCAAAGGGUGAUGAUGAUCAUGAAGAAUCUACCAGUAACUUCUGGAAUGGUACUAAGGUGUCAAGAAGCAUUAGUGACAGGUUUGGUUUUAUAAAUCUUUACACUUCUUGUAAAAGAACUUGUGCUGUUUCUGAAUCAAUAGUAUACCUUCCAAGAUCAAGCAGAGAAAAUUAUGAUCUAAUUACUCGCCGUCGAUCUCGCUAAACUUAAGAUCAUCUUCUGGGAUUUGGGUUCAUGUUCUUGUAUAAGUUGAAGGUAUUUUAAGUACUACCUUGCUUGUUUUUGUUAAUUUUUUUUUUCUGGGUUUUUUUUUUUCUUCGUAUGUGAGGACAAGAAUUGAAGUAUAUGUCCCCAAAAGCAUAAUUAAGUUAUUGUAAUAUGUUAAUAUAACUUGGAAAAAAAAAAAAGAAUUAAAGAUUUGGUAGCCUGUUUUUGUUUCA